This is a messenger RNA of Drosophila elegans, 688 nucleotides long. RefSeq names its product putative gamma-glutamylcyclotransferase CG2811. Gene Ontology annotation, molecular function: gamma-glutamylaminecyclotransferase activity. The record is from RefSeq and is a predicted model, not a curated record. NCBI's taxonomy places the organism in Eukaryota, Metazoa, Arthropoda, Insecta, Diptera, Drosophilidae. The transcript has 3 exons. The coding region runs from base 107 to 571 and encodes 154 amino acids.
AGAAGCAGAGCGGGCGGGUUACGUCGACUGGGCAAUCUUCAGGGCAGAUUAAGAAGCACUAUACUUAUCGAAACUGAUAAGCCCGACGGCGGGAAGUGCAGUGGUUAUGCUGAGAAUGGCGUCGAGGGUCUUUGUGUACGGCACGCUGAAGCGCGGGGAGCCCAACCACCACUGGCUCACCAAAAAGGAGAACGGCCAGGCCCGGUUUCUGGGAAGGGGCAAGACGGCGGCCAAGUUUCCCCUGGUGGUGGGCACCCGCUACAACAUUCCUUUCCUGCUGGCCCGCCCGGGCGAGGGGAACCACAUAGAAGGCGAGAUUUACGAGGUGGACGUGGCCAUGUUUGGCAAAUUGGACCAGCUGGAAGACUACCCACAGUACUACGAUCGCGAGGAACAGGCCAUAUUGACGGAACAGAAUGAGAACAUCCAGUGUUGGGUAUAUCUCAUCCGCAACUUCCCGGAGAAGAUGCUGGCCAAGAAGCUGAUAGCCUCGUACCACAACACGCCGGAACAGCCGUACAGCGAGAACUACCUGAACAGCAGCCCAGAGGACUUGGCCACGGAUGAGUGAGACGCGGGACACGAGAGCUUAUAAAAAAGUAACGUUUAUAAACGGAUUUCAACGCAUGGCUAUUAUUCGUAUUCUAUUACAUUGAUUCCAUACUUCAAAAAUGCAGAACGAAAUGAA